Umbelopsis ramanniana AG is the source of this 695-nucleotide messenger RNA. RefSeq lists its product as uncharacterized. Gene Ontology annotation, molecular function: ATP binding; adenylylsulfate kinase activity. The transcript has 3 exons. Gene Ontology annotation, biological process: sulfate assimilation. The record is from RefSeq and is a predicted model, not a curated record. Lineage: Eukaryota; Fungi; Mucoromycota; Umbelopsidomycetes; Umbelopsidales; Umbelopsidaceae. The coding region runs from base 26 to 643 and encodes 205 amino acids.
CCAAGCUCUUCUCUCUAAAUUUGAAAUGGCAACCAACAUCACAUGGCACGAUGGAAACGUCUCCAAGGAGGAGCGUGCAACUUUGCUCGGACAGAAGGGUCUCACAAUCUGGUUUACCGGUUUGUCUGCCUCAGGAAAGUCCACUCUUGCCACUGCUCUCGAGCAGACUCUUCUUCACGCCAAGAUCUCCAGCUACCGCCUUGACGGUGACAACAUCCGCUUCGGAUUGAACAAAAACUUGGGCUUCGGACCUGACGACCGUACCGAGAACAUUCGACGAAUUGCUGAGGUUGCCAAGCUCUUCGCUGACUCCACUUCUAUUGCAUUGACUGCUUUCAUUUCUCCUUACCGCGCUGAUCGUGACGCAGCUAGAAAACUUCACCAGGAUGCUGGUAUUCCUUUCAUUGAAGUUUAUGCUGAUGCUCCUCUUGACGUUGUUGAAAGCCGUGACCCCAAGGGUCUCUACAAGAAGGCCAAGGCUGGUGAAAUCAAGGAAUUCACCGGUAUCUCAGCACCUUAUGAAGAGCCUCUCGCUCCUGAAGUUCAUAUCCGCACCGAUCAACUCUCUAUAGAAGAGGGUGUUCAAAAGAUCGUCCAAUACCUUGUUGCCCAAGGCCUUGUAGACCAAUCCAAGUUGCAAUAGAUUCCAUUAUAAAUAAACGCUUUACUUUCUUUAUUUCUUGAACCAUGAUAGA